Molecule: messenger RNA, 1153 nt
Organism: Punica granatum (pomegranate)
Lineage: Eukaryota; Viridiplantae; Streptophyta; Magnoliopsida; Myrtales; Lythraceae
Source: RefSeq, a predicted model, not a curated record
UUCUCCUAGAUCAUAUUAACUUAGACCCUCUUCUCUUGUUAUCUAUCUUUCUUUGAUUGAACUCCAAAUAUUUGUUUUCUACUUGGGAAUCGUGAGAAAAUCAUGGAAAUUCCCGAAAUUCCUGGAUUAAAUUUUCACCCAACCGAUGACGAACUCCUCACCUAUUACUUGAAGCAAAGGAUUCUCGAUUACUUCCAGGAUCCAACUCUAUCAGUGAACAGUCAUACGAUUCCUGACAUUGAGCUUUAUAGCAUGCAUCCUAAAGAACUGCCCCGGCAAUUCAAGAGGCUAGCGAAGGUAAAGUCUAAUGGAAGGGAAUGGGUCUUCUUCUGCCUUCGCAAAGAAAAGUACCGAAACAGUAGCCGCUCUGAGAGAACCAUUCCCAACAUCGGUUACUGGAAAGUAACUAGUAAAUCCAAAAAAGUGAAAAGUGAAGUUACCCGUAAUGAAAUAGGUUGUAAGAAUAUAUUAACCUUCUACGAGCGAUGUCCUCCCAAUGGAGCCAAGACUGAGUGGAUUUUGCACGAGUAUCACCUAAAUGUGUCUUCUCUCGGCUACAAUGUUAGAGAGAUGCCCUUCGUUGUUUGCCGCUUGCAUAACAAAGGCGUCAAUUGCGAUGAAUCAACUUGUCAUGGAGAUGAAUCGACUGGUAGUGCCACAGCCGAAACUCAUGGAACUACUAAUCGGCCUUCUUCAUCUGAGGUUAUACCUGAAGAAGGAAUAUGGCAGCUCCCCGAAAUUCAGCAACUGCCUCACAACUUAUCGAACUAUGAUAACUUCUCCGGCUGGGCUCAAGAAGAUGUUUAUACCGAUGAAUCCGGUUCAUCUUUGGGUGGGUACUACACUGGCGAUGGCGACGGCUCCACCAAUUGUUCCUAUCCAUCUAACGAUGAAACAAACUAUUAUCCACCAUACCAUGGUAGAUGGGGCCCGCACUACUAUUAGCAAGGAAGAACGAAGAACGUUUAUUUUAUGCCAAGUUCAGGAUCAAUGCUAGGGGAUCAUAUAUAUAUAUCUUAUUAGAGUUGUGUCUGGCACUAUCGUGAUGAUUUAAGCGUGUGUUUAAGGGCUAAUGCUUGUAAAAAAAUUGCUUGUGAUAUUAUGUAUCGUGCGUGUUCGAAUAUACUAUAUAUAUUGAAUUAUCCAAAAAUUA